GGGCCUGGGCCGCGGCCGCAAUCCGGGCCUCCAGGACUUUCGCUGCCAGCGCUGUCGGUCGGGUGGCCUGGGUCACUCCCCUCUGUCGCCGGUGGCCUGCCUGACAGCCGCGGCCCUAAGCCGAGGGGUAGCGCGGUGACUGAGAUUGGGUCUGCUGUGCGGCAGGAUGCUGGGGUCUGUGCGUGCGGUGUGAGGCGGCGGCGCUGGGCGGCGGGCCGGGCCGGGGCCGCUCAUGGUGCCGCCACGACUCCAUCGAGGGGCAGGAAGGCCAGGUGGGCUGAGCUCUUCACCUCCAUUUAGACAGAUAUCUGCCCGUUUUGCCCGCAUUGCAUUUGAGGAUCUCAGAGAAGCCCUGGCCACAAGACUGCAAAUGGUUUAUGUGUUUAUCAUGAACCGUGUGAAUUCCCAGAGCAGUGGCUUCAGUCAGCGCAGGCGAAUGGCCCUGGGGAUAGUGAUUCUCCUGCUGGUUGAUGUGAUAUGGGUGGCGUCCUCAGAACUCACCUCAUAUGUCUUCACGCAAUACAACAAGCCAUUCUUCAGCACCUUUGCGAAAACAUCCAUGUUUGUUCUCUACCUUUUGGGCUUCAUUAUUUGGAAGCCUUGGAGGCAACAGUGUACAAGAGGAUUUAGAGGAAAGCCUGCUGCUUUUUUUGCAGAUGCUGAAGGUUACUUUGCUGCUUGCACAACAGACUCAAGUAUGAGUAGUUCUUUGAGUGAACCUCUGUAUGUUCCUGUCAAGUUUCAUGAUCUUCCAAGUGAGAAGCUUGAGAGCACAAACAUUGGGACCGAAAAACCUCCCAAGAAGUCCCGUGUAAGGUUUAGCAAUAUCAUGGAGAUUCGACAGCUCCCAUCAAGCCAUGCGUUAGAGGCCAAGCUGUCUCGAAUGUCUUAUCCCACUGUGAAAGACCAAGAAUCCAUACUGAAGACUGUAGGGAAAUUGACUGCAACCCAAGUAGCAAAAAUUAGCUUUUUCUUUUGCUUUGUGUGGUUUUUGGCAAAUUUCUCAUACCAAGAAGCACUUUCAGACACACAGGUUGCCAUAGUGAAUAUUUUGUCUUCAACUUCUGGACUUUUUACUUUAAUCCUUGCAGCUGUAUUUCCGAGUAACAGCGGAGACAGGUUUACCCUCUCUAAACUAUUAGCUGUAAUUUUAAGCAUUGGAGGCGUGGUGCUGGUGAACCUGUCUGGAUCUGAAAAGUCUGCUGGAAGAGACACGAUAGGUUCCAUUUGGUCCCUUGCUGGAGCUAUGUUCUAUGCUGUCUACAUUGUGAUGAUCAAGAGAAAGGUAGACAGAGAAGAUAAAUUGGAUAUUCCAAUGUUUUUUGGGUUCGUAGGUCUGUUUAAUCUGCUGCUCUUGUGGCCGGGCUUCUUUUUACUUCAUUAUACUGGCUUUGAGGACUUCGAGUUUCCCAAUAAAGUGGUACUGCUGUGUAUCAUUAUCAACGGCCUCAUUGGAACAGUUCUGUCCGAGUUUCUGUGGUUAUGGGGCUGCUUUCUUACCUCAUCGUUGAUAGGCACACUUGCACUAAGCCUUACGAUACCUCUCUCCAUCAUAGCGGACAUGUGCAUGCAAAAGGUGCAGUUUUCUUGGUUAUUUUUUGCAGGCGCUAUCCCUGUAUUUUUUUCAUUUUUUAUUGUUACUCUCCUAUGCCAUUAUAAUAAUUGGGAUCCUGUGAUGGUAGGAGUCAGAAGAGUUUUUGCCUUUAUAUGCAGAAAACACCGAAUUCAGAGAGUUCCAGACGACAGUGAACAGUGCGAGAGCCUCAUUUCCAUGCACAGCGUUUCUCAGGAGGAUGGCGCUGCUUAG
Messenger RNA from Rattus rattus (black rat), 1807 nucleotides. It is a transcript of the gene Slc35f5, whose product is annotated as solute carrier family 35 member F5. The record is from RefSeq and is a predicted model, not a curated record. The coding region runs from base 233 to 1807 and encodes 524 amino acids. The transcript is spliced from 15 exons. Gene Ontology annotation, biological process: regulation of peptide transport. Lineage: Eukaryota; Metazoa; Chordata; Mammalia; Rodentia; Muridae. Gene Ontology annotation, cellular component: membrane.